AUGGCAAUUGCAUGGAUGGACUCGUACACCCGAUGGGCGGCGGACUUCCGUGGCGAACAUCUACGGAGUUGGAUGCGUGAUCACACGGAGGUGCCUGCUGUUGCGGUGGUGCUGUAUCUUAUCCUUGUACUGUACGUACCUGAAAACGUCAUGGCGCACCGCAAUCCUAUAAAACUGCGUUUUCUGAACAUGUUAUGGAAUCUGCUGCUCACAGUGUUCUCUAUAUGCGGGGCGUACUACUGUUUACCGCGACUGUGGGAAGUCCUCACGUCACCGCGCAUCAGUGGGCUGAUGGCUGACCCCAAUUUGGGCCCUAAUGCCCCUCCACCAAAAUUGCCAGGCAGCUUUUAUAACUCGGCCUGCGCAUGGAACGAUAAGAUCUUCUUUGACGGCUUUGUGGGAUUGUGGGUAGCUGCCUUUGUUCUUUCUAAGAUUCCAGAGAUGAUCGACACGGUCUUUCUUGUUUUUCAGAAGAAACCAGUGAUCUUUUUACAUUGGUAUCAUCAUGCCACGGUGAUGCUGUUUUGUUGGCAUGCAUACGCAUACACCAUUUCUAGUGGACUGUGGUUUGCGACUAUGAAUUACUGCGUACAUUCCAUCAUGUACUUUUAUUACUUUAUGUGUGCCUGUGGGAUGCGCAAAGUUAUUCGCCCUAUUGCCCCUCUCAUUACAAUGAUGCAAAUUCUUCAAAUGGUGGCAGGGACUCUUAUCGUUUUGUACACUUACGUAAAGAAGCAGUUUAUGGGCGAAUUCUGUGCCGUCAAUAAUCCAAGUUUGCGAAUGGGACUCCUGAUGUAUGUCAGUUACUUGUUUCUCUUUUCGCAGCUGUACUAUCGCAGUUACAUCAGCCCCGCGGCGGCACGAACGCUGAGGAUGGCGAACGGGGAGAAAAAAGGAAAGUAA
This is a messenger RNA of Trypanosoma cruzi, 903 nucleotides long. RefSeq names its product fatty acid elongase, putative. Gene Ontology annotation, molecular function: fatty acid elongase activity. Lineage: Eukaryota; Euglenozoa; Kinetoplastea; Trypanosomatida; Trypanosomatidae. Bases 1 to 903 code for a protein of 300 amino acids. The transcript has a single exon. The record is from RefSeq and is a predicted model, not a curated record. Gene Ontology annotation, biological process: fatty acid elongation, monounsaturated fatty acid; fatty acid elongation, saturated fatty acid; sphingolipid biosynthetic process. Gene Ontology annotation, cellular component: endoplasmic reticulum membrane.